Phytophthora sojae is the source of this 369-nucleotide messenger RNA. RefSeq lists its product as hypothetical. Lineage: Eukaryota; Oomycota; Peronosporomycetes; Peronosporales; Peronosporaceae. The coding region runs from base 1 to 369 and encodes 122 amino acids. The record is from RefSeq and is a predicted model, not a curated record. The transcript has a single exon.
AUGCGUCGGAGCGCAGGAACCCCUUCUGCAGGCCACGAUGGUCCUGGAGUCCUCCCUCCCAGGUUGACUCCCUCGCAGAUACGCUGCGUGGGGAUCACCAGGGCCUCGUACGCGCCCUUCCGCGAGUCCUUCUUCUACGACCCGCGCGCUAACACGGCGCUCAAAAAGGGCGGGCGGCCACCGGACCGACAGGUUUACGCGCGUGACUCAAGACGCAUGUGGACGACUCAGGGCCCCAGUAUCGACCCUCGUCUGCCCAAGACGACGGUGCAGCCGGGCACCGCCUUCCGCAACGAGUGCCUCAGUGCCGACCAACUCUACAGCUCCAACCGAAACUCGCUGGGAUAUGACGUCCACCGUAAGAGCUGA